Schistosoma spindalis is the source of this 4161-nucleotide messenger RNA. NCBI's taxonomy places the organism in Eukaryota, Metazoa, Platyhelminthes, Trematoda, Strigeidida, Schistosomatidae. The record is from the annotation of a GenBank genome assembly.
CAUUAUCGUUGUUGUAUAAGGAUAAUUUGUCUGUAUAAUUCGUAUUAGUAUCCUGUUCACAUUUAUGCAGAAAAAUUUUCAAAUAAAUGUUUCAUCAGUUUGUACAUUAAAAAAUAAACAAACAAAACAGUGGAUUCCAUGCAUAACAAUAUUAUUAUCAAUAAUAAUAGUAAUAAUAAUAUGAAUGUAACUAAUAAUGUGGUAGUGACACCAGCACAUCUACUGACAUUAUUACCUGGAGCUAUUCCACCUGAAUCAACAAAUUAUUUCUAUGGAAAAAUUACACGUGAACAAGCUGAAGAAUUAUUAUUUACACAUGGUGCUAAUGAAGGUUUAUUUUUAUUACGUGAAUCAGUAAAUAGAAAUUAUGCUGUAUCUAUAUGUCAUUUGGGUCGUGUACAUCAUUACAAUGUAGAACGACAAACAGAUUGUUCAUAUAGAAUUCAAACAGGCCAUAAAUUUGUUGGUCCAGUUGAAUUAGUUCAACAUCAUUCAACACAAUUGGAUGGUUUUCUUACAUUAGCUCAAUUACCACUAAAUCGUCCAGUUGGUAUGUCACCAAUUGUUUUACAAGGUUUAAAUGCUAACGAUUUGGAACAUAAUUUACGUUUAAAAGCUAUAGAAAUGGGAUUAAAAGGUCAAAGUGUUGAAGAAGCGUUGAAUGGUCCAAUGCGUAAUCAUUUACGCUUUUUAGUGAUAAAAGAUUUACAUUUAUUACAACCAUGGUAUCAUCAUACGAUAAGACGAUAUGAAGCUGAAUCACGUUUGGCUAGUGAAGGAAAUCAAGAUGGUGCAUUUUUAGUUCGUUAUCGUAAAGAAGAUAGAACAUAUGUGUUAAGUUUAACAAGUCAAAAUGAACCAAAACAUUAUCGUAUUGAAGAAUAUUUAAGUAGAUGGUCUAUAGAAGGUGGGCAAUAUUUUGAAACUAUCAUGGAACUAAUUGAUCAUUAUCAUUUUCGUCAAGAUGGAUUAUUAUGUAAAUUACAGAAACCAAUACCAGUAUCAAAUUUCACACGUUCACUUUCAGGUUCCGGUGGUGUAUCAAAAAUUACAACAAAGGAUGACUUCAAGAUUCCUAUUAUUUCCGAUAAAAGUCAACAGCUUAAAACACAGACAAUUACAUCAAAUAAUUGGAAUGGUAGUCAUUCAUUGCCAUCUCUUAAUUCGAUUCCAGUCACUGGAGUUAUUCCAUUUAACAAUAUUACUAAUACUAAUAUACAAUCUAUAGUGAGUAACGGUGUAAACGAUACAAUAACUUCGAAAACAGUAACAACGGUGACCACUACAGUGACUAUUAUCACUGCCACUAAUACUACUACCUCUACUACUAACAGCACUCCUACUUUUGCUACAAAUCCAAUCAGACAAGAUUUAAUUUCAUUCAAUGAUUGGCCGAAUGUUACAAUGCUUUUAUCCAAUCAAAAUUCAUCAAAUGAGAUAAUAACAACAACUGGAUCAAUUAUUGCAGGAACAAAUACAACGAUAACAACAAAUGAGCAAACUUGUAAUUUUAUAAAUCGUUAUCCAAAUUCACAAACAUCAUUCACUCCAUCCAUUAUUAAUUUAUCAUCAUCUGAACAAACACCAUUAAAAAUGACUAACAGUAAUAAUGAUAAUAAUAAUAAUAACAAACAUAUUUCAUCAAAUCGUUUAAUUCAAACAUCCACAACAAAAGUUACAACAACAACACCAGUGGAAUUGGCAAUGGUUACAACAUCAAAUUCUGGUAAUUUCACAAAUGCUAUGUUAAUAGGAUCUACACUUAUACCACAAAUGGCCUUAUUUGAUAGGGAAAUAAAUGAAGUUACUAAAUUAAUGAAUGGACAAGCUACAUCCGUUAGUAAUAAUACACAUAAUACUACUAUGAGUAGUAAUACUAACAUAAAAGAUUCACGUAUUGGUUGUUUGAAACCGAUCAGAUUAAAUGAACCAUUAACAACAAUGAGUAAAGCAUUUGCUGAAGUGGAUAAUGCUAUUGCACAAGUUGUAUCAAAUGCUUUCUCUUCUCCCUCUACUAACAGACAAUCAAUAUCAACAAUAACUGGUACAAUUACAAAUGUUAUAACAACUACCACUACAGUAAUGACAACUAUCAUUGCACCAAGUAUAGAUAAUUUGAAGAACAAUAGUUGUAUUAAUACUCAUUUUAUACAUAAUCACUGUAAUCAUACCACUGCUAAUAAUACUAUUGAUCAUCAUAAUGAUAAUGUGAAUAUUAUUGACAAACGUAUCACUAAUACUAUUAUUAAUAAAGAAUUCUUCCCAACACAAACAUUACAUUUUCCUCCAAUAUUGGAUACACCAUGGGAAGAACCAGAUUGUAGUGAAGAACAUGCACAAAGUACAUCCAGUAGUGGUGGUUCAUUCGGUGGUGGCUUUGGUAGUGGUAGUGGUAGUAGUGGUGCUGGAAGUUGUGGAAAUUCUGGACUAACACCAACUAAUACAAAUUUAUCCACAUUUAUUGGAAAUAAUCCAUUUUUACCAUUGAUUAGUCCAACAUUAACACGUCGUACUUCUUCAUUGAAUAAUUCGAAUCAUUUAAUGAAUAAAAUAAAUAUUAAUGAUAAUAACAAUAAUAAUGAAACACCUUGUUCAACUACUACAACUAUGAAUAAUAAUAAUAAUAAUAAUAAUAAUAAUAGUAAUAUUGUUGGUAAUAUCGGACCAAUGGAAACUCAAUCAAAUCGUAGCGCUUGGGCAAAUGCAAUUAGUCCAGAGAAUGCUCAACAAAUAUAUGACGAAUUGCCACCAUCGAAUUUCUUAUUAAACUCACAAACAGUAACACUGAAAGAACGAUUAGGUGGAGGAAAUUUUGGUCAUGUAGUCAAAGGUUUGUAUCGUACCCCUUCAGGACAAGAAGUACCAGUUGCAGUAAAAACUCUGAAACCAAAUCAAAUUGUCAAUUCUGGUGAACGUGAAAUUCUUGCUGAAGCACGUACAAUGGCUCAAUUGAAACAUCGACAUAUUGUAAGAUUAAUUGGUGUAUGUAAAGAGGAACAAUUUAUGCUUGUCCUUGAAUUGGCGCCUUUAGGUCCAAUUAAUAAAUAUUUGAAAAAGCGCCCUGAUGUCAGUGUACAUACAUUAACUGAACUGAUGCAUCAAGUUGCAUUGGGUAUGGCUUAUUUGGAAUCGUGUAAAUUUGUACAUCGAGAUUUAGCCGCUCGUAAUGUCCUAUUGGUUACACGUCAUUUUGCUAAGAUUAGUGAUUUUGGAAUGAGUAAAGCAUUGAAUUUCGGUAGUGAUUAUUAUCGGGCUGCAACGGCUGGGAAAUGGCCUCUAAAAUGGUAUGCACCUGAAUGUAUAUAUUACUUUCGAUUUGACUCAAAGUCUGAUGUAUGGAGUUAUGGUAUAACUUUAUGGGAAGUUUACUCCUAUGGUGAAAGACCAUAUAGAGAUAUGAAAGGUGCACAAAUAUUGGCAAUGUUAGAUCAAGGUCUACGUUUAUCACGACCAAGUCGAUGUCCAGAAUCAAUCUAUAGUGUUAUGCAACAAUGUUGGAAUUUUGAAGGUGUACAUAGACCGACAUUUGCAGAACUUGUCUUAACAAUAUCACGUAUUUUAAGAGCAAUGCCAUCACCACAAACAAAUAUUUGCAUUCCCAAUCAUCAUCAUCAUAGUAAUAAUAGUUGUAGUAAUAAUAUGAAUACCAGUAAUAAUAAUAAUAAUAAUGUAUUAUCAAGUAAUUUAUCAACAAAAUUUGAUCAUUUACAUUCACCUACUCAUCAACAUAAUAACAGUAAUAAAAAUGAUAACACUAACAACACCACUAGCAUACACAACAAUAAUACUGGUCUACAUCCAAUUGAAUUUAGUCCAUUAAGACGUCUUGGUGGAAUUGGUACAAGUGCAAGUUCCGGUGGGAGUGGUGUAAACAGUGGUGGAAGUGAUGGUACAUCAUUUUAAAUUCAAUAUUCAAUCAAAUAAUAAUUACACAAAAUAAGAAUAUAAUCAAACAUUUGUAAACAAUAUUGAUAAUUAAACAACCCAUGUAAUAAUGCUUUACAUAGGUUACUAGGAGAAGAAAAAAAGAUAACUUUUUUUUUUAAAUUAUUGAUAAAAUCGAUAACAAUUAUUGUUUUUGCAUAUUUACAUACAUUGUACAUUUUCAGUUUAUAUAUUUUGGUAAGUUUUUCUUUUCUCUUUUCUCCCGUUCCUUCCUUC